Molecule: messenger RNA, 417 nt
Organism: Panicum hallii
Lineage: Eukaryota; Viridiplantae; Streptophyta; Magnoliopsida; Poales; Poaceae
Exons: 4
Coding region: 64-417 (117 amino acids)
Source: RefSeq, a predicted model, not a curated record
UAAUGUUCACAACGUCUGAAACGCGGCAUGGUACUACUCAUGGUGGCCCCGUAGCUGAAGAAGAUGACCCCGAUGAAUUUUAACAUGAUGAGGUCAUUUGUGCACGCUCUGAAGGGGAAGGGAAAGAAGGAUGUAUCCUCGUCUUCAAGGAGUCAGGGAAAGAAGAAUGAUGGAUCCGCAUCUUCGGAUAGGCCUUCUCUCUUUAGAGGCAGCAGUUCUCAUCUGAGCCGAAGAAGUGCACUUCAGCGAUGUCUAGAUGAGGCUAUGCAACAAGAAGAGGAAGGUAGGGGUGCGGAUGAGGAAGAAUAUGUCGCGAACGUGGAUGGCGAUGGAGGUAGCGGAGAGGGAGAUGGGUGCGAGGACAGAGAAGAGUGCGAGGAUGGAGAUGAUGGAGAUGUACUUACAAUCAUUUCAUGA